AUGGACGAAGGAUGGCGUACUAUUCUUCCGACCGCCGAUCCUCGACCAGUUAGACCACUGAUUGACCCGAAGGCCCAUCAGCUAAAGGGAACUGUGGUGUCGGAACAAGGCCCGCAUGAGAAAAAGUUGCUAAACGCUUUACUAGCUUCAUACAACACACUUGAACGACCAGUCGCCAAUGAGAGCGAACCCCUCGAAGUUAAGUUCGGCCUCACGUUACAACAGAUCAUAGACGUGGAUGAGAAAAACCAAAUCCUGACGACGAACGUCUGGCUUAACUUGGACGAGAAGAAUCAACUACUUAUAACAAAUAUAUGGCUGUCAUUGGAAUGGAAUGACUACAACUUAAGAUGGAAUGACAGCGAAUACGGCGGAGUGAAAGACCUGAGAAUAACGCCGAAUAAAUUGUGGAAACCGGAUGUACUCAUGUAUAACAGUGCUGACGAGGGUUUUGACGGGACGUACCAGACGAAUGUGGUGGUCAGAAACAACGGCAGUUGCCUGUACGUGCCCCCGGGCAUUUUCAAGAGCACAUGCAAGAUAGACAUCACCUGGUUUCCCUUCGACGACCAACACUGUGACAUGAAGUUUGGUAGCUGGACUUACGAUGGCAACCAGUUGGAUCUGGUGCUAAAGGACGAAUCUGGAGGUGACCUUUCAGACUUCAUCACAAACGGAGAAUGGUAUUUAAUAGGGAUGCCUGGAAAAAAGAACACAAUAACAUACGCAUGUUGCCCAGAACCAUAUGUAGAUGUGACGUUUACAAUAAUGAUAAGAAGAAGGACUUUAUACUACUUCUUCAAUUUAAUAGUACCGUGUGUUCUUAUAUCUUCAAUGGCUCUUCUGGGCUUCACAUUACCACCAGAUUCAGGAGAAAAAUUAACACUCGGUGUGACGAUAUUGUUGUCGUUGACUGUAUUUCUGAACCUGGUUGCUGAAAAGAUGCCUAUAACUUCAGACGCGGUUCCUGUCAUUGGAGUCACUAUUCUUCUAUCGCUGACGGUGUUUCUCAACCUGGUUGCUGAGACCCUGCCGCAAGUUUCCGACGCAAUUCCCCUGUUAGGGACGUACUUCAAUUGCAUCAUGUUCAUGGUGGCUUCGUCAGUAGUUCUGACUGUAGUAGUUUUAAACUACCACCAUCGAACUGCUGAUAUCCACGAAAUGCCACAAUGGAUAAAAACUGUGUUCCUACAAUGGCUGCCAUGGAUCUUGCGAAUGUCGAGACCAGGGAAAAAAAUAACUAGAAAAACAAUAAUGAUGUCUAAUCGGAUGCGAGAAUUAGAACUAAAGGAGCGUUCUUCCAAAUCUCUCUUAGCUAAUGUAUUAGAUAUAGAUGAUGACUUUAGACAUGUGCCUCAACCGCCGAACAGUACUGCUUCGACGGGCAACUUAGGACCCGGCUGUUCAAUAUUUAGAACGGAUUUCCGUCGAUCGUUCGUGAGGCCGUCAACGAUGGAAGACGUGGGGGGUGGUCUGAGCGGCCAUCACCGUGAAUUGCACCUCAUUCUGAGAGAACUGCAGUUCAUUACCGCACGAAUGAAGAAAGCUGAUGAAGAGGCGGAGCUGAUAAGUGACUGGAAAUUUGCUGCGAUGGUUGUUGAUAGGUUCUGUCUGUUCGUGUUCACACUAUUCACAAUCAUCGCGACAGUCGCCGUACUCCUGUCAGCUCCUCAUAUCAUCGUUCAAUAA
Molecule: messenger RNA, 1689 nt
Organism: Pieris macdunnoughi
Lineage: Eukaryota; Metazoa; Arthropoda; Insecta; Lepidoptera; Pieridae
Source: the annotation of a GenBank genome assembly